GAUGUAUUUGACCACAUGCUUAAAUUUAGUGUGGGCAUUAUAGAUACAUGUGGGCCCUGCCCUUCUCUCAGUAUCAGCGCGUCUCAUUUGAGUCAUUUCCUUGGCCAAAAUCCCGAAUUUCAUUUCUCCGACUUUUUCAUUGAUAUUUCUCAUUCUCAUUGUCCCAAAUCUGUCUCUCUCCCAGUUGCAAAACCUCGCCAAAUGCUACCCAUAAACCCUACCUCUCUUUUCUUCCCCUCAAACCCCUAUCCUCUCCUUCCUCUACCUUCCUCCGCCACUACCUCUCACCGCUGCUUUGCAGCCGGCGACUUUCGACUCGGACCCACAUUUCCCAGGUGGUUCCACUUCACAUCCGCUACUGCUGAUGCUGGAAGUAUUCGUAUUGGCCAGGAAUCUGAUGGGGCUGCUUCUGCGCCCGCAGACGGCUCCUCCACCGCUCCUCUGAGGCCGGGAGUUGGGGGUAGUGGCAGCAGCGGUAGCAUUAGGGUGAAUGCAAGAGAAAAGAAGUGGUCGAGAAAUAGAGAGAGCUAUUUGGCUGAUAAUGAAGAUGCUCUUCCUCUCCCUAUGACUUAUCCUGAUUCUAAACCUGUUCCUCCCGAGGAGAUUGAUAAACGGCUACGAUGUGAUCCCGAAAUUCAGGAUUGCAAGGAAGUGGUUUAUGAGUGGACUGGAAAGUGCCGCAGCUGCCAAGGCUCAGGAUAUGUUAGCUAUUAUAAUAAAAGAGGGAAAGAGACAAUCUGCAAGUGUGUACCUUGCCUUGGGAUUGGAUACGUGCAGAAAAUAACAGCUCGCAAGGACAUUGAUGUAAUGGAGGACUUGGAUAAUGGAAAGCCACCCUGACCUGAUAGAGUGUUCUUAUUCCAGGGAGUAUACCGAAUGAUAAUUUGAUGAGUCGUAGUUUUUACAUCUUCCAUGUAAAGCAACCCUUUACAUUUAUAAAGAAUUAAAGAUACAUCCUCAAAAAGCAGAAUCACUUGGACAAGUGACACAAGAAUUUAUUCUUUUCUCGUCUUACCUCUUAUCUUCUGCAACCACAGCUUUGUUCUUCCUUAUCUUUAUGUAUGCCUUCAGAAUCUUUUGUUCAAACGGCUGGCAAGUUGCUUAAGGAAUAAAAGUUAACUUUUACUUUAUCAAACUUUAAA
Manihot esculenta (cassava) is the source of this 1142-nucleotide messenger RNA. RefSeq names its product protein disulfide-isomerase SCO2. Lineage: Eukaryota; Viridiplantae; Streptophyta; Magnoliopsida; Malpighiales; Euphorbiaceae. The transcript is spliced from 3 exons. The coding region runs from base 16 to 840 and encodes 274 amino acids. The record is from RefSeq and is a predicted model, not a curated record.